This is a messenger RNA of Linum tenue, 749 nucleotides long. The record is from the annotation of a GenBank genome assembly. NCBI's taxonomy places the organism in Eukaryota, Viridiplantae, Streptophyta, Magnoliopsida, Malpighiales, Linaceae.
AUGGGGGCAAAAGAGACCCCCCACACUCCCCUACUCGUGGUGUGUGGCCUUCCUGCCGAUGAGUGCGAUGCGUGCGCUUACUUCCGCCCUUUCGCCGCUCAUUGGACUACCUCGGAGAGGCUCGACCUCCAUGUGAGUUUUGCACACAUAACUAAAGAGAAGGGGGAUGAUGUCCCUGUUACCGAGCCUGAUGUUGUGGUCGUGCCUGACGCCAAUCUCUGGCCUGCUUCUUCAAUGCAAGUUCCUCAUCCGUGGAAGUGCUUAACCCGUCAGUAAGUUACACAAUGACACCAAACUGCUUCCAUGAAACAACAAAUCUUCAUCCCUCCAAACCAAAAGAAUAAAAACCCAAAAGACCAAAACCCAUAUACAAUUUUUCCCUUUCACAAUCGAAACAACAACAAAAAUUAUAAAUCCUUCCAAAGUUUCCUUCUAAAAAAAGAAGGAAAAACAAACUUUAUAUGAGAUUUACAGAUUACUCUAAGGGUCAUGCCAAGCUGCCUGCCAAGCAAGCGUUUCUCAUCCCUCCAUCCUAACUUGUUGCACCCAUGGAUGAAUACGCCUUCAUCAAAAUCGUUGAGCAACAAGGACCAACAUUUUCGCCAUGAAUUACCAGAGAUGAUCUGAAAUCUGAAUCCUCUAUUCUCAGAAGCCUAACAUUAACAUCUUGAACAUGAAGACUUAUACCAAUCCAACGACGAGUCAGUUUCCAGAGGGCUCCUCCCAACACAAAACCCUGGUGUUCUAGG